AUGAAUCGACUUGCCCGAAUUCUCCGAGUUGGUGUUCGUGCACACUUAUUUUCCGUGGAUUCCGUUAAAUUUAGUUCCAAGCCUCAACAAAAAAGGGUUGCCGUGGUAAAUUUAUAUUUUUAAUUUUGAAAAGCUUUAUUAGGUAUUUCAUGGUUGCGGUGUUUAUGAUGGAACCGAAAUACACGAGGCUACGAGGUAAUUAUGGGCUUCAUAAUAACCCUUUAGUGCAUUAAUACAUCUCAAUAAAGCUGGUGCGAAGGUUUCUGCGUUUGCUCCCGAUAUUACUCAAGCACGUGUUGUGGACCAUUUUACUGGUAGCGAAAUGGUUGCUAAAAGGUUUGCUCCCCUUAUAAACCGACGGCCUUCCAGAAAUGUGUUGGUCGAAUCAGCCCGCCUCAGCAGAGGAAAAAUUCUUCCACUGAAGUCUCUGGUUCCUUCGGAAUUCGAUGCUUUAUUGAUUCCGGGCGGUUUCGGUGUGGCAACUACGUUGUAAGAAUCUCAUCAUUCUUUCUCUCGCUCGCUUCCUGUUGAAGAAUCUCCUUGGACUUAUUAUUUUGCUGCUUCGGUUAUUUUUAUUCAAUGUCUUAGGUCCGACUUUGCUGCGUCUGGAGCAUCUUGUAAGAUUCUGUUGGACUUGGAAAAAGUCAUUUCUGAGUUUCACAAAUCUAAGAAGCCGAUAGGGUAAGUGAAGACCCAUAUUCUUUUUGGCCUUUCUCAAAGUGUUGGACAGUUAAAUUAAUUCAAACUGACUUAAGUCUUUUUCAAUUUAUUGCAUCGCAUUCUCCCUUUUAAUGACGGCCGACAAGUGUUUUGUUUAACGAUAACUGUUUGGAAGCACAAGACAAAUGUGAAAUUUUCAUACGCGAAGAACUCAUCCUCUGGCUUUUACUUUUAACUUUUUCUAAUUUAAAUGGGUUAUCGAGGUCAACUAAAAUCUGGCAAAAUGCGUGACCGACUUCUGACUGACGAUGACCAUCUACAGUCUUACUGUGCACCGGAGUCUAAGCACCCUUUCUUUCGCCUGGUGACGCUCGGAAGUCUACUUUAAGUCGCUGAUUUUCUUCUUUAAUUUCAUGCGGAUUUUUGCCCUAAACCCCUGGACCAGUAUUUAGUGGUGAAUUGUUUAAACUCAGCCUACCUUGACUUCAUUCGCCUCUUACAGGGACCUUUUUUCUGUGGUCACUGUGACGGGAGACAGACCUUAUAGUUAGUUUUAAUUUCAUGAGGACAGACUUUCAUUUGCUUUUUGAAGAAAUAUCUACACCUUUUGGUCAGGACACCAAGUCAAUUUUCUCUAGAUUUUUACAUUACCGACGGACGUUAUUGGUUUUGGCGGCCGGAAGUAGGUAACAUUUUCCUUAGAUUCGCGUUUCGUUUGUGGAGACUUCUCAUAUCCCGUUAACCAACAGCAGCCAGGGGAUUCUGUUGAUUUUUAAAGUUUCGUUCAAUUAAUAAACUGGGUCGGGCCUCCAGAAUUCCGGCACUAGAUUUCCGUACUCCCGUUAACCAUUUCCCACUCUGUCGGACUAUCACAUUUAUGACAGGUAAGGAUGAAACUGUCGUCGACGAAAGAUAAUUGGCGAUUGCUCGGAAAGGGGUUUCGAGAAUACCUUCGAAUUUUUUAAGUGGCGCUGGACUUUAGCCCGAUUGUCAGUAAGCAAUUCAAAAUCUGUAUUUCAGUCUUCCGAUGCUAAAUGUUUACCGCUGACUUUAAACUGUUUUUCGAGACUCGCUUCCCGUGACCUUCCAUUUCGGCCUAAUAGUUCUUGUGUUCUUCUCUCACCAACUUUUUGUUAAUUUACGGUCCUGCUGAAAAGUCAUCAUUGCGAGUUUGUAGCUCAGGUUAUUGGGUUCCUGAUUUGGUUUUGCCUUUGGGGCACCGCCUGAUGAAGUCUAGAAUCCUUUGAUCGCCUAGCAGAUUGUUAAUUUCAGUAACGAUUAGGUACCACAAAACAAAGUUUGGUUUGCGUUUUCAGCGCGUUGCCUUUGUUGGGCGAUUGCAAUUUUAACACUUCAGAACAUUUUGCAUGAGACCAUUUCGGUAUGUUUGAGUGGUUAGCGCUCUAUCUGCGUAGAUGGCUAAAUGAUCCAACCCAAAUGCGCUGUCGAAAUAAUGUUUAAGAGUAUUAACGAAGUGUGCGCCGACGACCCUUUGCGUUACUUAUACUUUUUAACCACUAGUCCUUUUACCAUUGUCGAGGUAUAGCGUGCCCAUAACUAGUUAGGUUGUGUCUGUCAUAACUUUAAAGUGGUCUGCCCAGUUUACCCAGCGAUGCUUGGCUUCGGAAUCUUCAUCAUUAUCUUUUCCCCAUGCUUUCCAACGCUCUCGAUGGGACAUAUGAUGGACUCAUCACUUGGCUUUCUAUGUUGUCCGGGCACUUGACAUUUUUUGGUUUUUGACAGUACUGUUCCUGCUGUUUACUUAGGUAAACAGCAUUUUAUGGUGUUCAUGACUGCUUUGGUAAACUCGUCACUCAUACAACUUUUUUGUAUGUAAGACUGCUGUAACGAUCUCUUGUGCUAAUUGGAGCGCGUCAUUAUUUCAGUUUACUGUCUUUUCAUAGUUCGCUUUCUGUCCAAUUAGGGUUUAUGCUAAUGUUUGCCUCUGUUUCUAAUUCCGACUGCCAGUUUAUGUUGUAUUGCUCCUGUGCUGGCUGCGCGCUGUCUACCCGGUGUCAAAAUAACCCUUGGCAUGGAGACCGACGAAGGAGGGCGCUGGCAGAACUGCGGUGCCUGCUCAGCCGUCAAGGAAAUGGGAGCCCGUCACGAACCUCGAGACAUAACGGUAUGCCUUGUAUAUUUAGUCUCCACAGGUCUGUACCCCGAUCGAAUUUCUCUGAGUUUUCGUGUUCAGCUAACCGCACGAAAUUAUUUCAGCUUCAGGUGUAUCUGUCAGCUCGUUUAUUUUGAAAAUUUUCUAUCUGAGGCAUAUUCUGUACACAUCGAAGUCGUUCUUCUAGUCUGCUGGCACGGACGCUAACCAAAAGCUUGGCCGUGUUUUUCUGUUGCUUUACGAGGUUAUUACUAGGUGUUCAGCAGAUCGAUGUUGGCCCCAGCGUUCUCUAGUUGUUUUCUGGUAUUUUAAGCCCUUGAGUGGUCUUCAUACCUGUGAGCAGUGCCAAUUUGCCUAGAGAAAAAACUCCAUUGAGUGGCGUUCUAAUUGCCGGUGCAUUUGCGGCAUCAAAGUAAUUCAAGCCAGUCUUGCCCCUGCUGGAUUUUUAAGCUUUACUGAAGGUAACCUAUGGCAGAUGUUUGCGUAAUAGAGACUUCUGAUGACACUUUGCAGCAGUAUUUCUUUUUCUAUGAACCAAGAUUCGCAUAUUGUUGGUAUACUCUAAUUUUUAGACUUAGAAGCAGUAUGUCCACCCUCCGCAUUGAUUGACUAAAAACAGUUACGAUUUUCUGGAAGGCUCCCUGAAACAACUCAUUCAGAUCGUAUUAUAUACCUAGUUCGACUUUGGCAUUUUUCAUACCGUGUCAACCACUGCGUUGAAUCCCCUCAUCCGCUGGCCGACAGGUCCACACAGUCGACUAAUGCAUGGAAGAAGGGGGGAGAGUGAGGAUGACACCGGGGAAUUCACCACAUCAAGCCAGUGCAUCCCCCACUAUUAUAGCUCCGACAGACCUAAAUCUACCAUGACACAAUAGGAGUCGUGGCUUGGAAGGUUGCCAACUAACAGCUUAAUUUGAUCAUCUGGUUUGAGAGUCAGGUCCAGUGGCCCCAUUUUAGCGUGGUUUUUAUGCCACACUCGCUGCUCUGACACCCUAGCUGCCAUUACGAAAUUUUGAUACUUUUUGUGAAGGCCAGACUGUGUGGCUUGCGUAGACGAGCCGUAUGACUUUUAUCGGCCACUGCUCCCGGGCACACUUCCGAUCGUCUUGACGCUAUCUUGCCACAGGAAGAUGGGCGAGGAAGGAAAGGGUGAGGUGGGCGCUGCGCAAGUCUGCCUCACCAUAAACCAAUUCACACGCAAGUCACCGGUACUGCGCCCACUCCGAGAUUCUGCCGACGGACGUUAUCGCUUGCGACAGUCAAACUGUCGUGGUGUUUUGUGAGAUAAAGUGCCUGAUUGUGUUAGUAUGGCACUGAGUCCGGGAAUUUCCAACGAGGCGGAUCUGUGCUCGUAAUGUCUAAUGACUGCGUGGACAGUAUGGUUGUGUGCCUGCGCCAUUGGUCUGCUGUACUUGAAUCCUGAAAUUUUCUUUCAGUGCUGUGGCAUCGCCCCCUCGGUUGGAUUCGAGGACGGUUGCCUAGUUUUUUUCGCAAGUACGCUAUGCCUGUCGACCCUCUGCGAGGUCUUCAAGUACUGGGCAGAGCUCUUCAGGGAGUUUUCCUUGUUAAAACCUUUGUCUGUUUUGUUUGCAAGCUCUGUGGGACCGUCACUGUAGAAUAGUUGUUGGGAUAGGCAUUCGACAUCCAUCACGACGACGUGCACCCUCCAGCACAGUAGUAUUUACCUCAACUUGGUGUGACUUCCGACGGUACCGUUUUUUCCCAGAAUCCAGGUGCCUGAGAUCUUUCCCUGCCACCACUUUUAGUAUUCUCAGUAGACAUCAGGGGUGGAGACGAUCAAGUGUCCUUGCUUGGUUUUCAUACACACAUCACCUCUCCAUUAUUUACAAGAAGUUUGUCAGGACAACAGCCCUGAAUAUCUUCAGUUUUGCGUUUAAUAGGCUGUCCUGAUGAUUUCAGACGGAGUGCCAUGGCCGGCCAAAGGCGUGUCUGACUUUGGAGGUCCGACUUGCGGUAUGUGGUUGGGAAACCCUAAGCGCAAAUGCAACUACGUAUCGUGUUCAACAUUAUUCGGAGAUUGAAGGACACACAUACGCGACGGGUUCGACCGUCGUUACUAGCGAUGUCCACCGUGUGCUCCACAACAGGGUGGGAGCAGGGACGGCGACUUUCGCGUGAACUAGUUUAUACUGAUAGUAGACUUGCGUCGGGUCUACCGCACUCUCUUCCCCCCUCCCCCCACCUGUAUCUGGUGUUAAGGCAGAGUCUAAAAGACCGGAGAUGGGAUCUGGCGCGGUAACUGGCAGGGCUAAACUGCCCCUCUACGCUUGCCAGAAGCGUCUCGUCCUCUCACAAUUGAUCAGGUGCUCACAGAAACAAGGCAGGGCGUCUCGGAUCCCAUCUGAAUGGGAGUGCCAUGGGGGCCACAUUAAGAAGUAGUCAUUGCAGCCUAACUCCCCCUUCUAAGUUGAAUACCAAGGUAUCGCGUCAGUUUACAGUGUACCAAGUCACGACUUUCAGCGCACCGCGAUUAUUUAAAAUACCGGCCGAUUGUUUGUAGUGAGGAAUAUGCACUGAAUGCCGUUGGGAGGGAUUCCUCGGAGGUGACCCCACUUUCCCCUCUCACAGGUACCAGUUAAUUGUUCGAGCAGGUCAGUUAUCUGAUGCAGGGAUUGGACGCAGUGACUAGGACGACUAAACGGCCCGUUUGCGCGUGCCACACACAAGCUACCUCCCCACACUAGAGACCAGGUUUUAACACGAAGGAGUGGACACACAUACAAAUCAAAACCCAAUGCAGUACAUGAGUGACCUUUUCGCUUAUGCAUGUCUUAUGUUUCAGGAAGUUUGCGUGGACGACGAGAACAAGGUUGUCACCGCUCCAGCCUACAUGUGCAGCACUGCGGAAAUUGGAGAGGUCUUUGAUAACAUAGGACUUCUUGUCAAACGCGUUCUCUCCAUGAUCCCAAAGUAG
This is a messenger RNA of Spirometra erinaceieuropaei, 5708 nucleotides long. The record is from the annotation of a GenBank genome assembly. NCBI's taxonomy places the organism in Eukaryota, Metazoa, Platyhelminthes, Cestoda, Diphyllobothriidea, Diphyllobothriidae.